GUUAACUGAACUAUAUUGUUCAUUGUAUGAUAUAUCAUGCAAUUGCAUCAUUAGAAUCAUUUCUAUCAUUAAAAGUUAUUUCUGAUAUAUAAAUCAUCUAGAUCUUUUUUCCUUAACAUUUAGUAUACUUAUAUUUGUGGUUAAAUACAAAUAAACAUGGAGUAUGCAAUAUAUGUUCUGUAAUAAAAUUUUUUAAAUCUGUAACAAUAAAAUUUUAAAAAUGUUUAAAAUUUAGAAGUUAGGUAAAAUUAACGAUUUAGGACUAAUUAAAUACUUACGUUUGUUCAUUUAUAUAAACAAUGUUCACUAUAUUUCAUUAGUACGAUAGUUUACGUAGUGAGACAUUAACCCUAAAUAAGGUUAAUGAACAGUUCUCUGAAUUCACAAAUCAGAAAAUACGAAGAGAGUCUUUUUUUCAAUAAUGAAUGAAAUACAUAAAUGUAUUAUGUAAUCAUGUAUUUUGACAUUUCAUACUUGAUAUAUACAGUUGAUUUUAUUCUGUAAAAAGUUUUGGAAACAGAGUCAUCUUUUGACAAAAUUAUUGAAUUAAAGUAAACAACCGGUUUUUUAUGUGUCCACGUUAAAUCGUUUUGCUCCUAUUUAGAAUUAGGUGUAUAUGAUUUUAAUUAUUCUACAUAUUUGCUAAUAUACGAUAUUCAUUAUGUCCACGGAUUUUUUAAAUAUUGAUGGUAAUAUAAAAAGAGUACAAAAAGAAUCUUUAACCCCAUAUAAAAUAGCAACUGUCAUUUUAAUUAAAGAAUAUUGUAAUGAAACAACUAAAGCAAUAGUUGAAAGACGUGACUUUUGUUUGGCAGCAUUAAAAUUGAUUCAAUCACCAGAUAUGGACUUGAAUGGACUUCUAAAUGUAUUAUAUUCUUCUGAAUAUGUUUUACAUCGGUUUGCGCAUCGCUUAGAAGUACAAUUAAAUGCUUUAAAAGGAGAAGGAGUUGAAGGAUUAUUAGACUUGUUUGACAGUGUUGGGCGUCUUAUGAAAUCAAUUCUGGAUCAUUCUCUUUCUUUACCUGCCUUAAAUAAAAAUUCUGUUCUUGGACUGUACAUAAGAAGAGUUAUUAUAUUCUUUGAAAAACUUCCUUUUGAUCAAGUUGUAUCACUUUAUGAAGCUUUGAAAAAAUAUUUAGAUAAAAAGGCUAACACAUCGGAAAGUUCAGAUAUUUCUACAGGCUCUAAAGCAGAAGACUUGUAUAUGAAAGAACCUAGAACAACUUGGGGUGGAAGACAAGCUGAAUUACUUGUUGCGCAACAAGCGCAUGCAUUGCAAACAGAUGAACAUAAAGCGAUGCCUCCUGCACAGUUGCAAGCCCUUGUACGAGAACUAUUAAAUUGUAGUCCUUACUAUGCUGAAGCUCAUUAUUUAAGUUAUUUAAACUGCUUACGAGUAAAUGAAUACUGUGGAGCUAUAGAUAGCCUUUAUCAUUGCUUCGAUAGAUUAGCAUCUUUGGAAAAUCGUUCUGCACCUGAAGAUCGUUCUCGUAUUUAUAGAUAUGCGGCUUUAAAUUUAGCAGUUUUACAUGCUCAAUUCAACCAUAAAGAAGUAGCGCAAGCUGCUUUAAAAGAGGCUAUUACGAUUGCACAAGAAGCAGGAGAUAAUGUCUGUUUGCAGUUGGCACAUGCUUGGAUGUAUCAUCUUACUACUGAGCAGAAGGGACUACUUAUAGAAAGAUCAGUUGGUAAAGCAAGCAUGUUAGGAAUAACUCACACUACUGGUUUGGGUCUUAUUGCAUAUGCCCAUAAUUCUGCUUUAGAAGCUAAAAAUCCAUCACAAGUGUUUGAGACUCUCAUGAAAUCUGACGUUCUAAAUUGUCAACAUUCUAUGCUCGAUUUAAUGUCAAUGACAUAUGCUGAGAAAUCUGCAUUAUGGGCAUAUUAUGGUAAAACCGAAAUGUCUUCAGUUUCUGCACAGUUACUUCUUUUACACAAUACAGGGGAUAAGAAACAGUAUAUGUUCAACGGACCAUCUACUUGUCAGGCUGUUGUUACUGUUGCAAAUAUUUUAGUAGAAUUUGGUGAAUAUUCUUUAGUUGAUAUAGUGCUUGCUCAUGCCAAGGAAAGAUUUCCUAAUGCACCUUGCAAUAAGAUAUGGAUGCUAAGCGAACAACUUUACAUAUUUACGCAGUUAAUAAGACAUGAGAAAUGGAGCGAGGCUGCAACAAUAGCAAUGAAUAUUUCGAGCUUAGAUCCUUUGGAAAGUAAAUUCAGGUUAGCGGAAGUUUGUUUAGGAAAGGGAGAUUAUCUGAAAGGCGUAGAUUAUAUCAAUAGUAUCGAAGAAUGUGAACAAAUAACAUUACAAAAUAAAAUAAGAGCUAUGCUAUUGUUGAGUCAAAUAAUGUAUGCAUCAGAUUCACCGGAAAACGGAAUGGCUGGAGUUAAUUCUUUAGUGCUUCUUAAUACAGCAUUAGAAUUGGCUGUACAAAAUCAUUUAUCUUAUUACGAAGCUUUAAUUAAAAUGCACCUUUCAAAUACUCAGUUGAUAAUGGGCAUGCCAACGUUAGCGUUGAAUUUAGUGGAAGAAGUUAUUACUCAAAUUUUGGCUCAUGCUGGGUACUAUGAUCAGGGCAGAGCGUUCGUUUUAUACGCGAAAUGCUUAGUUGCUACAGCUCCUGUUUGCGGCAAUGCACGGAAGGAAGUUAUUUUGAAGGCUAUUAAAGCACUCGCCAAAGCGAAAGAUUGUUUUGCGAAAGUUGAAGCUUAUGGAAAGCUUCGAGCUACGUUGUGUCUGGAAUCGUUGUUAUAUCACGAGAUAGAUCUCAAAACUGAAAGAAAUCAAUGUGCUUUUGAGUUUCGUCAGUUGGACGAACAAUUUUUUACAAAGUUAAAUAAUCUGUCUUUAUAUUAAAAGGAAAGAAAUUGUAAAAAAUAUGUCUACAAUACUUUUUGUAAUAUCAUUUUGUAUUUUGAAAUCUAAUAAUGUAAAAUACAAUAUUUUUUUUUAAAUCUUGCCGCUUUACAUAGAGCAAUUUAAUAUAAAUGAAAUGUAAACAAUACUUACGUUAUAAACUGUUGAAAUUAAUCAUAGACGUAUUCUAAUCAUACUUUCUUCUAAAUAUUCAACCCAUGUACUUCAACUACUACAUAGUAAUCAUUUUGAACAUCUAAAUAAAAUUAAAUUUAACAAUCAGCCUUGCUAUUAAGAAAAUAUUUAAAAUAUUAAGUACUUGAGGUAUUUCCGAAUUUAAUACAGCGUAUGCUGAAAAGGGAAGUGUUCAAGGGUUAAGUAAGAAGAAAAACUAAAAUGACAAGUAUACAAUAGAAACAUUUAUUCAUAGAAUCCGCUGCGAAGGUACAACGGAAUUUUUGAUAUUCUAAAGUUCCUUACCCACUCCUCAUAUAGGAGUUAGGUGUAAUCCAUACGAAUUGGCUUCAUCGAUUAUUCCUGUUUCGCGGUAGUAAUCCAAUUUUUAAUUCUUUUUGAAGAUUUAAUUCGCAUGGAUCAUGUAAUAAGUGCACACAAGACACAGAUAGGUGAACGGCGACACACAGAAAUCGUGGGAUUGCAGUUUGCUUCGGAAAAUACAAGAAACACUGAACGGAACUCACGGUGAACCCCAAUAAUUUCUGAUGACUCGUCGAAAGUUUUAGAUGAUACUUUGUUGAGGAGAAUGUGGGUGCGUACAAGUGAUAGAUUACACCCGAUAUUACGAUUUGAGAAAUACGCACGUAUGCUUGAUUACAUUAGUGAUGUUUGUUUCCUGUGAGCAACUUGUACCCUAUCAGAGGGCUAUCUAAGUACACUGUGAAUAACGUUUCCUCUUUCACACAUUCGAGAUUUGUUUUUUCUCAUAUGGAAAUGAUAAUAGAUAAUUAAUAAGUGCUCGUCAUUUUGCGUAUACACUAAAGAUCGAAUUAAUGCAAUGACUAUCUUUCAUUAGAAUCUUAUCCAUGAGUUAUUAUUAUCACUAUUUUGGGACCAAGUAUCGAUUCAAAAGUAAUUGGUUUCUUUUUGGUUUCAAGAUUAUUAUUAAAUUUAAUUACAAUUAAAUGUGACCUUCAGAAUAUAUACUUUGAGAAUAUAUUGUUUUCAGUGUUACUGUUAUUAUUGUUGUCAGUUUUAAAGCACUUUUCUUGUUGAUAUCUUUGAAAUUAGUGUCAUAAAAUUUUGGAAGUUCUAUGUUGAUCUUUGGUGUAAAAUAUAUGUGCAACUUUUGAAAUUGUAUGCAGCUU
Messenger RNA from Nomia melanderi (Alkali bee), 4179 nucleotides. RefSeq names its product anaphase promoting complex subunit 5 ida (gene ida). The record is from RefSeq and is a predicted model, not a curated record. Gene Ontology annotation, cellular component: anaphase-promoting complex. NCBI's taxonomy places the organism in Eukaryota, Metazoa, Arthropoda, Insecta, Hymenoptera, Halictidae. Gene Ontology annotation, biological process: positive regulation of mitotic metaphase/anaphase transition; anaphase-promoting complex-dependent catabolic process; protein K11-linked ubiquitination.